GAUCCCCGCCGAGGCCCGAGCCCACCCGAGUGUGCCCGAGCGAGUAGCCCCCGCCCGGGGCGAUGGAGCCGGAGCCCGGCGGCGGGGCGGCCGCUGCGCUCCUGCGGCAGAAGAGGGCGGCGCUGCGGCGCAGGGGAUGCAGCUUUGAGAGUCCCAGCACAGCGCCUCAGCCUCCAGGCUUGCUGAUGGAUCCUCUUACCAAGGGGUCCUGUGGGAGUCAGCUGGCACAAACCCUUCUCUGGAAAGCAAAGUCAUCUCUCUCCUUUGGCAUCCAGCCCCUUCAGGCAUGGCCAACAAAAGACCCUGAACUAGAGUCGCAGGUCAACCUCUCUGUCUCAGAAGACCUAGGCUGUAGACGUGGGGAUUUCAGUAGGAAGCAUUAUGGAUCUGUGGAGCUGCUUAUUUCCAGUGAUGCUGAUGGAGCUAUCCAAAGAGCUGGAAGAUUCCGAGUGGAAAAUGGCUCUACAGAUGAGAAUGCAACUGCUCUGCCAGGCACUUGGAGAAGAACAGACGUGCACUUAGAAAACCCAGAAUACCACACCCGAUGGUAUUUCAAGUAUUUUUUAGGACAAGUCCAUCAGAAUUACAUUGGAAACGACACAGAGAAGAGCCCCUUCUUCUUGUCUGUGACCCUUUCCGACCAGAACAAUCAGCGUGUCCCUCAGUACCGUGCAAUUCUGUGGAGGAAAACAGGUACACAGAAAAUAUGCCUUCCCUACAGUCCCACCAAAACACUCUCUGUGAAGUCCAUCUUAAGUGCCAUGAAUCUGGACAAGUUUGAGAAAGGCCCCAGGGAAAUUUUUCAUCCUGAGAUACAAAAGGACUUGCUGGUUCUGGAAGAACAAGAGGGCUCUGUGAAUUUCAAGUUCGGGGUUCUUUUUGCCAAAGAUGGGCAGCUCACAGACGAUGAGAUGUUCAGCAAUGAAAUUGGAAGUGAAGCUUUUCAAAAAUUUUUAAAUCUUCUGGGUGAUACAAUCAUUCUCAAGGGCUGGACAGGCUACCGCGGCGGGCUGGACACCAAAAAUGACACCACAGGGAUCAAUUCAGUGUAUACUGUGUACCAAGGGCACGAGAUCAUGUUCCAUGUUUCCACCAUGUUACCGUAUUCCAAAGAGAACAAACAGCAGGUGGAAAGGAAGCGCCACAUCGGAAACGAUAUCGUCACUAUUGUGUUCCAGGAAGGAGAGGAAUCGUCUCCUGCCUUUAAGCCUUCCAUGAUCCGCUCCCAUUUCACUCAUAUCUUUGCCUUAGUGAGGUAUGACCAGCAAAAUGACAAUUACAGGCUGAAAAUAUUUUCAGAAGAAAGUGUACCACUCUUUGGCCCACCCCUGCCAUCCCCACCGGUGUUUACAGACCACCAGGAAUUCAGGGACUUUUUGCUUGUGAAAUUAAUUAAUGGUGAAAAAGCCACUUUGGAAACACCGACCUUUGCCCAGAAGCGUCGACGUACUCUGGACAUGUUGAUUCGAUCCUUAUACCAGGAUUUGAUGCCAGAUUUGCAUAAGAACAUGCUUAAUCGGCGGUCUUUUAGUGACGUUUUACCUGAGUCACCCAAGUCAGCACGGAAGAAAGAGGAGGCCCGCCAGGCAGAGUUUGUUAGAAUAGGGCAGGCCCUAAAACUGAAGUCCAUCGUGAGAGGGGAUGCCCCAUCAAGCCUGGCAGCUUCAGGGAUGUAUAAAAAAGAGCCCUGGGAGCCCCAGUGUUUCUGCAGUAAUUUCCCUCACGAAGCUGUGUGUGCAGAUCCCUGGGGCCAGGCCUUGCUGGUUUCCACUGAUGCGGGCGUCUUGCUAGUGGAUGAUGGCCUUCCGUCCGUGCCUGUGUUUGACAGAACUCUGCCCGUGAAGCAAAUGCAUGUGCUGGAGACUCUAGACCUUCUGGUUCUCAGAGCAGACAAAGGGAAAGAUGCUCGCCUCUUUGUCUUCCGGCUGAGUGCCGUACAGAAGGGCCUUGAAGGCAGGCAGGCUGGAAGGAGCAGAUCUGACUGCCGAGAAAACAAGCUGGAGAAAACCAAAGGAUGCCACCUGUAUGCUAUUAACACCCACCACAGCCGAGAGCUUAGAAUUGUGGUUGCAAUUCGGAAUAAACUGCUUCUUAUCACAAGGAAACACAAACCUGGGGUGCCUGGUGCCUCCCUGUUAUCUCCCCUGUCAGAGUCUCCUGUUGAAGAAUUCCAGUACAUCAGGGUUAAUUUCGUUGCAGCUAUUGAUGUAUACGAAGACGGAGAAGCUGGCCUGCUUUUGUGUUACAACUACAGUUGCAUCUAUAAAAAGGUUUGCCCCUUUAAUGGUGGCUCUUUUUUGCUUCAACCCUCUGCAUCGGAUUUCCAGUUCUGCUGGAACCAGGCUCCGUAUGCGAUUGUCUGCGCCUUCCCAUACCUCCUGGCCUUCACCACAGACUCCAUGGAGAUCCGCUUGGUGGUGAACGGGAACCUGGUCCACACAUCCGUGGUGCCGCAGCUGCAGCUCGUGGCCUCCAGGUCGGAUAUAUACUUCACAGCAGCCGCAGCUGUGCACGAGGGCUCCUCAGGAGGCAGCUCCAAGGGGACCAGUGCCCAUAAUUCUCCUCAGACGCCCCCGGGCCAAGACACUCCACUCUUUCCUUCUUCCCUGGCGGAAGGUGAAAUCCAGUCUAAAAAUCUGUACAAGAUUCCACUUAGAAACCUCGUGGGCCGAAGCAUUGAGCGACCUCUGAAAUCGCCCUUAGUCUCCAAGGUCAUCACCCCACCCACCUCCAUCAGCCUGGGAAUUGCUGCCAUUCCUGUCACUCAUUCCUUGUCCCUGUCUCGCAUGGAGAUCAAAGAAAUAGCAAGCCGGACCCGCAGGGAACUGCUAGGCCUCUCUGAAGACAGUGGUCCCAGGUCAGAAGGAGCACCAAGGGCCAAAUCCAAAGCCGGAAAACGGUUGGAAGAAAGUCAAGGAGGCCCCAAGCCAGAAACCAGGAAGUCACCUAGUAAUGACAGGAUCCCAUCAGGCCCCUUGGAAACUCCUCCUCCUUCUGAAGCCAACCCUGAGGGGUGUAACCAUUCGACAAGCUCUGACAAGGACCCUGUGGUGGACAGAGAGAGCAGUCCAGGCUCGGGCAGCAGCCCCUUCCAGCUCAUGGCCUCCUUGGAGGAAGACAUCAUUGACUUGAAGUAGAGUCCGAGUCUCAUCACCAUCUUUAGUUUUAUUACACAGGUUUCUACUCCUCAAACAGCUCCAACGUCAUGUCUCAACAAAAGGCGGCUUCCUGCCAGGCAGCAAUCUAUUGGACCAAACCUGCACCCUCAGCCAAUUUGGGUCACUCACUUUCCAGUGUCUGGUGCCAUCGCUCUCCACCUUGUUUAUUUCCGUUCAAGAAUCAUCAGUCCUCCUGUAAUAAAGGUGGUGGAUUUCAUUGACAUUUUAGAUCAAAACUUUCAAUAAAUCGAAAAAUGUUCAUUCUUA
This is a messenger RNA of Nannospalax galili (Upper Galilee mountains blind mole rat), 3425 nucleotides long. RefSeq names its product GTPase activating Rap/RanGAP domain like 3 (gene Garnl3). Gene Ontology annotation, cellular component: cytoplasm. The record is from RefSeq and is a predicted model, not a curated record. Gene Ontology annotation, molecular function: GTPase activator activity. NCBI's taxonomy places the organism in Eukaryota, Metazoa, Chordata, Mammalia, Rodentia, Spalacidae. Gene Ontology annotation, biological process: activation of GTPase activity; regulation of small GTPase mediated signal transduction.